Rubroshorea leprosula is the source of this 713-nucleotide messenger RNA. NCBI's taxonomy places the organism in Eukaryota, Viridiplantae, Streptophyta, Magnoliopsida, Malvales, Dipterocarpaceae. The record is from the annotation of a GenBank genome assembly.
GGAGUGCCAGAUCUCUGCAAAUUCAUCUUGUUUCACCAUUGCUACAACAUCCCAAUCAUGGCAAAAGAUGACCUAGGUUUUAUGGUCUGCUGGAUCCGAAUUGCAGAGAACAAAGCCGAGAUCCUCCCACUGCAUAUGUUUUGGAAACAGGAUGAUACUAAAGUGAAAAAGUUACGGGUGGUUGGGAAAUUGCUAUCCCAACGGAGGAUCAACCUUAAUGGCCUCCAAAACGUUUUAACGGCUUCUUGGAACCCUAAGAAAGCUCUUGUAAUUGUCAAUCUAGGUGGCUGUCAUUGGAGAUGGAUUGGGUUUUCCGACCAAAAACAAGAGGAAAGGAUUGCGGUUGGGAAAGCUGACGGUGUUCUACGAGGGGAGAACACUAUUCUAGUUGUUAAAGGGGCUCUUGUUCCUUUAAUGACUUUUGGCCACAUGGGAUUAAAGAGGAUUGGAACAAUUAGGGCCAUGGUUGGGAGCUCAUGGAGCCGAGGGAGGUGCUUGGGCUUGGAUGGAGGACCAUGUUCCUUCUUGUUGAUUAUUCCUCAAUGAAUAGAUAGGGUGGCAACUUGUGGUUGGGGAUUGUUUGUUGCUGAAAUCCUUGCUCUCCCCAUGAAGCUGGUUAACUAGGUGAUGACGUCUAGUAGCUUCCGAUGCUCAUAGUAACUCUCCUUUCUACAUUAGCAGCCCUAUUUAACCAAUACAGCAAUUGCAAUUGC